Uloborus diversus is the source of this 2308-nucleotide messenger RNA. It is a transcript of the gene twisted, whose product is annotated as protein O-mannosyl-transferase 2-like. Gene Ontology annotation, biological process: protein O-linked glycosylation via mannose. The record is from RefSeq and is a predicted model, not a curated record. The transcript is spliced from 19 exons. Bases 152 to 2254 code for a protein of 700 amino acids. Gene Ontology annotation, cellular component: endoplasmic reticulum; membrane. Gene Ontology annotation, molecular function: dolichyl-phosphate-mannose-protein mannosyltransferase activity. Lineage: Eukaryota; Metazoa; Arthropoda; Arachnida; Araneae; Uloboridae.
UUCGUUUUUAUAAUCUUGGCCGAAGAAAGUACCAAUGACAUGUGGCUAUAAAUGUUUGGGAACAACUUUUCAACUAUACAAGAAAUCGAAAUUAAGGCAUCAACUUCGGUUCAUAUUAAUUGAAGCAAAAAGCAUGGUUUUAGUGUAAUUGAUGAUGGCAUUUAAGCUUGAGAAGCAGAAUAACUUAAAUUGGUGGGCAAUCUUUGCUGUAAUUACAGCAAUUGCAUUUGGAACAAGAUUGUAUAAAAUUGAAGAACCUGAUCAUGUAUGCUGGGAUGAAACACAUUUUGGUAAGAUGGGAAGUUGGUACAUCAAUCAUACAUUUUUCUUUGAUGUUCAUCCACCACUUGGAAAGAUGCUAAUUGGAUUGUCUGGAAAGUUGACAGGAUAUAAUGGAACCUUUGCUUUUAAUAAACCUGGUGAUAAGUAUCUCGAUCAUCAGUACUUAGGAAUGAGACUGUUUUGUGUUUUAUUGGGUACCAUCAUAAUUCCAUUUUCUUUCCUAAUUGUUUGGGAAUUGACAUAUUCUUUGUGUGCAGCUGCACUUGGGGCAUCUUUUAUCAUCUUUGAUGUUGGUAUGAUUACAUUAUCUCAAUAUAUUUUAUUGGACCCCAUACUUAUGUUCUUCAUAGUUGGAUCUGUGCUUGGCAUGGUAAAAUUUCAGUCAAAAAGACAAAAACCAUUCAGUGCCGUAUGGUGGUUUUGGCUGUUGUGGACAGGAGUUUUCAUGGCUUGUUCAAUCAGUGUUAAGUUUGUGGGACUCUUCAUUGUUCUGUUAAUUGGCUUCCAUACAGUGUAUGACUUGUGGAACAUUCUUGGAAAUCUGAACAUUUCAAUGGUUGAAGUGAUGAAGCAUUUUGCAGCUCGAGUGAUUUGUCUUAUAUGUGUUCCAGCCAUUUUAUACAUGUCAUUCUUUUAUAUUCAUUUAAAAACAUUAUAUAAAAGUGGGUCGGGUGAUGGAUUUUUCAGCUCUGCUUUUCAGUCACAGCUUGAGGGGAAUUCCCUGUAUCAUGCUCAUAUGCCAAGAGAUGUAGCAUAUGGAGCUGUUGUUACUAUUAAAAACCACAGAACUGGUGGGGGAUACCUUCAUUCUCAUUGGCAUUUGUAUCCAGAAAAUAUUGGAGCUCGACAACAACAGGUCACUGCAUAUUCACAUAAAGAUGAAAACAACAAGUGGAUGAUCAAAAAGUUUGAUUCUCAGCCAAACCCAAAUGAUCUCAAAAGUUCCAUUGAACUUGUUGCUAAUGGAGAUCUGAUUAGAUUAGAACAUGUUGUAACCAGGCGAAAUUUACAUAGCCAUAAAGAAAUGGCCCCUGUCACUAAAAGGCAUCAUCAAGUGACCUGUUAUGGCGAAAAUGGAACCGGUGAUGCCAAUGACGUUUGGAAAGUAGAAAUAGUCGGUGAAGGGGAACAUGCUACGGUUGCUACUGUCACAAGUAAAUUGCGUAUCAUUCAUUAUUUAACUGGUUGUGCCUUGCAUUCUCAUUCAAAGCAGCUUCCAAAAUGGGGCUAUGAGCAAAUGGAAGUUACAUGCAAUCCUAACUUAAGAGAUCCUAACAAUUUGUGGAAUAUUGAAGAUAACUAUUUUCCUAGACUGCCUAAUGUAAGUUUUGAAGUUUAUGCCCCAAGUUUUUUAGAAAGAUUUUUUGAAUCACAUGCAGUUAUGAUUCAAGGAAAUGCUGGUUUGAAACCAAAAGAAGGCGAGAUUACUUCAAAACCUUGGCAAUGGCCAAUUAAUUUAAGGGGACAAUUUUUCUCAGGCCAGCAGCUUAAAAUAUACUUACUGGGAAAUCCCAUAAUUUGGUGGGGAAAUUUAAUUGUCUUAUUAUUUUACUUCAUCUUAAAGCUAAUCAUUGCUAUUCAAGAACAACGAGGACUGAAACAACGGCAAGAACUGAAAGAGCUUAACGAUAAGACAAUGGAUGCAUGCUUGUGGCUUUUCCUUGGCUGGGCUUUGCAUUACUUGCCAUUUUAUGCAAUGAGUCGUGUAUUGUAUUUCCAUCACUACUUCCCAGCAUUGAUUUUCAACAGCUGGCUCUCAGCUGUUGUUAUUGAUUAUGUUUUGAAAAUAUUGUUCCAUAUUUUACCUGAAAAUAUUGCAUAUUUUCUAUAUCAUGGAAUUUUAGGACUGAUUUUAGCAACUCUAUCCUACAGUUUUGUAUUGUUCAGUCCAUUAGCAUAUGGAAUUGAGAACUCUGAAGCAACUAAUACUUCAACUACAAACAUUAAGUGGCUGGAUUCCUGGGAAUUUUAAUAUGUAUGCAUGGCAUCAUUUUAUUCCAUUUUAUUGAAUAUGAAAAAAUAAAUC